UUUCGUGUCUCACGGCGAACCACACUUGAUAUAUACGACGCGAGAGGGAGAAAGAGAGAGCGACACAGACAAAAGGGGUGGUCACGUUUCUCCUGAUCGAGAACCAUCCAUCUUUCUGAACGCUGCUGUGGCAAGAGGCAUCUCAGCGACUGAGGUUGACAGACUGGGAUACAUCGCUCAAGAAUCAUGCCUGCUGGAGGCAACGGAGCUGCAGGAACAGCACCGUUGUCAGCCGCAGCAAGCGCGUUUGUGCCUUCCACUGCUGCUGCUGCUGCUAUUUCUACAGCGUCGUCCACCCCUUCCACCCGCCCUCGGCGAGGCCACCCCGAAGAUGACAACGACACAAGCAACAGCGGCAGAGGUGGCCGUGGAGCGAAGGCCAACAACGACUACCGCCGAAAAUCCGGCCGCCGCAACAUAGGAGGGGACGGCGCCACAGCUCCUCCCCACACAGCUGGCGAGGACACCCAGGCAGAGCUGCAACAGGGGAGCAACAGCAACUCCAGCAAGAGAGGAGGGUCAAAGAGGGGAGGGUGGAAUGGUUCGAAGGGUAGGGGCGGGGGCGGGGGCAGGGGCAGGGGGGACCGCGGCAACGCCGCUCCCAACAGAAACCCGAAAAGCAGUUCCCGCGGGGCGGGUCGGGGAGGCGGCGGCGGCAGCAGAGCGGUGGAUCAGGAAGAAGAGGGAGGGCGGCCUCUUUGCAUCGUGUGCGCGAACGAGAUGGAAUAUUUCGCCGUGGGCGAGUGCAAUCACCCCGGACGGUGCUCCACGUGCGCGAUGAGGAGCCGGGUUCUCCUCAAGGACCGCUCGUGCCCCGAAUGCAAGACGGUCCAGGACAGGCUGGUGGUGGCGGAGCUCCCGGCUAGCCGCGACGCCCCUCGGUUCGAAACCUUCAACCUUUGGGGAGAUUUCGCCGGGCCGGACUCGGUGUUCGACGACGAAAGCGGCAUGGUUUUCUACGCUUGCCGGGGGCAUUACGACGACCUCCUGAGGAUGAGGGACCUCUACUGUCCCGUAACGGGCUGCAAGGGUGCUGCUGCGGGUGGGCGGGAGGGCGGGCAAGGGUGCGGCGUCGGUGGGCACGAGCUGUUUCCAAACAUAGGUGUGUGCGUGUUCUCUGCGUCAUACAUGCGCAGCAUAUGUUGGUCAACCUUGACCACAUCAACAGGGGCUCUCAUGGAACACUUGAAGGACUUUCACCAGCGCUUCCUCUGCGAGCUCUGCCUGGAGGGCAGGCCCCUGUUUCUCUCCGAGCAGGAGGUAUUUACCGCGUCAGGCCUCCGAAAGCACGAAGCUAGGGUGGAAGGGGGGCACCCCCUCUGCCGAUUCUGCAACAAGCGGUUCUUCGACAACACGGCGCUGUACGACCACAUGACGGGGACGCACAUCAACUGUCAUCUUUGCCCGGAAGAGAACCAGCACAGGCAAGCAAGGUAUUUCCGCGGAGAGCCCCAGCUCCGGGACCACUUGAGGACCUCCCACUUCCUGUGCGACAGGGGAGCCUGCCGACAGCGCGGCGUCGUCAGCGCGUUCAACACUCCUUUGGAGUUUCAGGCACAUCUGUUGGAGGACCACGGCAUCACCGACCGCCGCGCCGCGUCAGCGGGAGGCGUCGGCUUCAACGUUCGCCGCGCGGCUCGCGAUGGCACAGGCCUCCACACCUCCUACAACUCCGUGGCUGAUGCCACCACACCGACAGGGGAGUCUCUCGCCGCUCCCGACCCCGAACUCGACCUCGCUGGAGGCGUCAUGGUCCCCGUGCCUUCAACCCGGGGACGCGAGUCAACCGUUCCCGCCCCCGGAACGACUCCCACCGGAAGAACCAGAAACUUACCGAGCGGUGGUGGGAGCGCUGCUGCUGAUCCCUUGCAGGAGGCGUUUCCGUCUCUGCCGGCUGCGCCGCCGCGGUCCUCCGGCGGCGGCGGCGGCGGCGGCGGCGGCGGCGCGGGCGGCGGCGCCCGGCAGGAGCGACACGCGCUCUCCCUGGUGGGGAAGAACAUCAGGCCGGAUCACCAGAGGGGGGGCGGCGGAAGGGCGGGAGGCGGUGCGCCGACAGGUUCGAGCGUCUCCAGCAGGGGUGGCGUCGGCGGCGGCGGCGGCGGCCACGGCUCCGAGGAAAAGGAGAAGGAAAAACGGCAGCUCUUGCGAAACAAGCGCCUCGCUGACGCCCUCGGCAUCAGGGCGGCUCUCGGAGCGGGCGCCGCCAUCGGCGGGGCGAAGGUCGGAACGACAGCAAGCGGGGCGGCGGUGGCCAUGGGCAUCGGCGACGGGCUGGAUGCGAUUCGAGAGCACCUGACGAGGACCAACUACUCGACCUACCUCGUGUCCUGGGCAAGGGCCAACCGUACGGAGCUGGGCAAGCUGGAACGACGGCUCGCCGAACUGGUGUCCGAUCCCAAGGGAACAAGCUGUCAACUCAAGCCGAUGCCGUCGCUUGACAGGAAGGCCGCGCACGAGCUGGCGGCGCACUACGGCCUCGUGACGCAGUCGUACGAUCUCGAGCCGAAGCGAUACGUCUCCGUCAUCAAGCAAAAGGGCUGCCGACUCCCUACUAGACUUCUUAGCAGCGCCGCCCAGGACCCGAGCUACACGGGCACGGACGAGGUUCCAGCGGCGGAGGGCGGUGGUGCAGCUCCGGCACUGGAAAGGACCACCACAAACCCAAACCCUCGCGCGACAAGCCUCCUGGGACCAGCGUCAACACCAUCUGGGGGCAAGGGUAGCGACCAUCCCCCGCCGGGGGUAACUCCGUCUUUGGGAGGAGGAGGUGGCCCCCGGACAUCGACAGUGACGUCAAUCUCGAGCGCGGAUCCGCUGGCGGUGGAUCCGGUUGCGGCUGCGGAGGCGGCGGCUGCGGCGGCCAACAACGCGAAGGCUGACGGCAAGAAGGCGUUCUUUCAGCGGAGCAAGAGGCGGGGAGUUCCGCCGCCCUCCUCCUCGGCAAGGCCGGCCACGGCAACACCAGCACCCGCAGCCAAGGCGGCGACUAUCCUCGCCGACCCAUUCCGGCAGGACCGGGAUGAGAAGGAAGACGCGGCGGCGGCGGAGGAGCUCAAGGGGCGGGAAACCAGCAACGACAGUGUUCCUGGGAACCCCAAGAAAUCAGGGUCAGCGAGCGGCAGCGGCAGUCUACCAGAGGCCGUCAAGAGCGCCGCCGCUGGCACUCCGAGCGGUCACGGCGGGCGGAACCGGGGCAACGGCGCCGGGCCCGGUGGAGCCGCAGCGGUGGGCCCGGACAACCCCGAGUGCCUCCUGGUGUUCCAUUCGGUGCAGGCGGGUCUCGGGGGCGGGGACGCUGUCCUGGCGUCAGUCAGGACGCUCGUCCCUGCCAGGACUGUCGUUGGGGUUCGACCGGCCACUGCUAAGGAGGUAUCGGCGGCGGGGGUGCAGGGGCACCGCGGUGGUGGGGGCUCUGGGGGAAGUACUCUCAUCAUGGAGUUCUCCAGCGCGCUGAAUGCGAGGCGCGCGUGGGAGAAGGUCGAGAAAGAAGCGGAGCAACUAGUUGCAGCGGCCCGCGUUACCCGGACGGACCACCACGCCCCCUUCCGGGCCAAGCUAUACCCUUCUGCUCCCCCUGCCGACGAUGGUGGUGUCGGUGGUUGUGGUAGCUUGGUCGACGUUGUCCGUGACAACUGGGAUGACUCCUCGGAGGAGGAGGAUGAGGAACCUGUGGGCGUAGCAAGAGAUGGCGCUAGAGACGAAGGAGGGGACGACGAGACAGAAAGGAAGGAGGAGCCGCGGUUGCAAGACAGCCACGAAGAUGAAGACCGGGCCCAAGAGCACGAGGGCAAGGAGGAGAAAUUGGCACCACGUGAGACAGGGGACGAUGAUUCGACCGCGUCCCCGGCUCCUGGAGCCUCCGCUGCUGCUGCUACUGCUGCUGUCCCUACGGCCGUCGCCCCUGCAGCGGCUGCGGCACCGUCUUCGACUGGGACAGGGAAGCGGCACUCCAAGUGGGGCAACUCGGCGAUCAAGGGGAGGCUCUCGCGGCCUUCCGACGGUCGGGCGACGACGGUGGAGCAGGAGGCGGCCGCCCGCCAAGAACGCCUCGAGAAGCUGAGCGCCGCGUAUGGAGGAGGCCCGGCGAGAGAACCGGCAGAGGCGGGACCAGGACAGGAGAGCCGAGCGCGCAGACGCGGGUAAACUCGAAGCGCACGCAUUCAUGUGGGAAAACCUUGGGGGAAGCUCUUCGGAAAGCUCUUCUUCGGGAGAGAACAGCGACGACGAUGGCCAAGAACAAAUUCGAGAAGCAGAGUCGACCGAAGCAGCGG
Messenger RNA from Ectocarpus sp. CCAP 1310/34, 4271 nucleotides. NCBI's taxonomy places the organism in Eukaryota, Phaeophyceae, Ectocarpales, Ectocarpaceae. The record is from the annotation of a GenBank genome assembly.